GGUGGCGUUUCUUCGUUGUGUUAUCGGAUGCCUGCUUUUUUACACCGCUUUUCUUUUUCUUUUUUUACAUGAGACAGUAUCGGACUGUGAGUUAGCACAACUUUUCGGGUCCGUAGAAAUAAAACAGGAAGCAGGAAAGCUGAAACGGAUAUCACAAUCCCGACCCGUUUUGGGAGCAACACUGGUCGCGCGCGCACACGGUUCCGUUCAGUAAAUGAGUGUGGCACGGGGACACACCACCGCUUUUUCACUCAAGUGACUCAAAAACUUUCUCUCCGGCGGCUUGCAUUGAGAAAUUCAGACUUUCUCAGUCCCUGUGCCGCCUGGAAAACAUGGGGACGCGGACAGGAGUGCGAAAGUGUUCUGUUUUCAUCCUCUUGGUACUCGGAUCGCAUCUCAUUAACGUGGUCAAGAGCUCGAAGGUAUGGGACGAGGUGCCAUUUCCGGAGGAUCUCGAGGCGACCAGCCUGUCAAGGCCUCAGCGCUACCUAGAAGAUGACGAAGACUUUGCAGAUGCAGCUUCAGGAGAUAUAAUCAGUGGAGAAGAGGAUGGAAGCACCCCAGAGCCACCGGCGAUUUACCAGCCUGUAACAAUUUACUAUCGGGCGCUGGUGAACUUCACGGACUCCUUCACCUAUGGGCCUGAGCUUGAUGACAUCGAAUCUGCCGCCUUCCUAGAAAUCUCCGCUGCCAUCGUCGACACGCUUGAAUCUGAGUACUUCAGGAUACCAGGAACCCAGAUGGUCAAUGUGGUGCUCAUCAAGCAAAUCGGCAAGGAUGUGUUUGUGGAACUGGACGUGGGCUCGGAAGACAACUCGAAUGAAUCCCAGAUCCGAGGCGUGCUUUUCUCGGUGGUCAGCGAAGGUUCCAUUGCAUCCUACGUGACAUCCGUCAGGGGCUUCGAGUUUAGACGGCUGGGAGAACCUGAUAACGAUCACGUCGCCCUUAUGGAACCUCUAGCUUCUCCAGUGAAGCCCAGUCCAUCUGUGCCCUGUUCCACCGAUGAGUUUGACUGUAGAACCGGACCAUGUAUCCCUCUGAGUUUUCUCUGUGACAACAGACCGGACUGUCCAGACAUGAGCGAUGAGCUUAACUGCACUGUUCCUGUAGUUACUCCUCCACCCAUUCCAAUACCAAGCACCACGGCAGACAUUAAAACCCCCCCGCGUCCCGGGCCGUGCCUCGCCGAUCAGUUCACCUGUCUAAACGGACAGUGCGUCUCCCAAGACUACGUGUGUGACGGAGACACUGACUGCAGCGACGGAAGUGAUGAGCAGAAGUGUGGAACUCCUUCACCCUGUGAGCCCAAUGAGUUUAAGUGCCGGAAUGGCCGCUGCGCUCUCAAACUGUGGCGCUGCGACGGAGACAACGAUUGCCAUGACAACUCCGAUGAGAUCGACUGUCCUGGUAAAAAACCAGGGGAGGUUUGUGCUCCGGAGCAGUUCAGGUGCCUGAGUGACCAGACCUGCAUUCCUGCCAGCUACCAGUGUGAUGAGGAGCCUGACUGUCCUGACCGCUCGGAUGAGUACGGCUGUGCUCCUCCAGUGGUGACCAGCCCUCCAGAAGAGUCCAUUACAGCAGCCCGGGGGCAGACGGUGACCUUCACCUGCAUCGCUGUGGGCGUGCCCAUUCCCAUCAUUACCUGGAGGCUUAACUGGGGGCACAUUCCAUCCAGUAACAGGAUUACGAUAAGCAGCGAAAACGGCCGCGGGACGCUGACCAUCCGUGACGUGAAAGAAGGAGACCAGGGCGCGUACACGUGUGAAGCCAUCAAUGCUAAAGGCCUGGUGUUUGCUAUUCCAGAUGGAGUGUUAACCCUGUCUCGAGUCCCCAGUAACUGUCCCGAUGGACACUUCAGUGUCGCCGGUCGCUGCGUGCCCUGUUUCUGCUCCGGUAUCACCAAGAACUGCCAGAGCACCGGACGCUACCGCAGCCAGAUCGCACUGCGCUUCACAGAGGAGGAGAACUUUAAAGGAGUCAACGUGUCGUUCCCAUCUCGCCCGGGCACUCCUCCGCCUCUCUCAUCCACUCAGAUGAUCAUCAAUCCAGAUGUGGCGGAGUUCCAGCUGGUGGAUUUGUCUCGUCGUUUCUUGGAUCUGGAAUCCUACUGGACUCUUCCACGCCAGUUCCUGGGCAGCAAGGUGGAUUCCUACGGAGGAUAUUUGAGGUAUCAGGUGAGCUACAUGCUGCAGAGGGAAGGAUCCGAGCCAGUGGACAAGCCCGACGUGGUGCUGAGGGGUAACGGCAACAGACUCGUCUACCGCCGUGGCUCUCCCACAAACCCCGAUGUUAAAAAUCAGAGAGAGAUCAAGUUCACCGAGGAAAACUGGCAACACUCAUCCGGGCAACUGGUGACCCGCACAGAUCUCCUGAUGACCCUGGCUAACCUGGAGAGCAUCAACAUCCGCACCAUCUACAACAACCGCAUGGCCAGUGUUGGUCUGAGCGACAUCAUCAUGGACACCAGCGUCGCAGCGUUCACCCUAGAGGGCCUUGCUAGAGAUGUGGAGGAGUGCAGGUGUCCACCCGGUUACUCCGGCCUGUCCUGUGAGAUUUGCUCCUCCGGAUUUGAACGGGUACCUGGGGGUCCAUACCUGGGCACAUGUGCUGGCUGUAAUUGCCACAACCAUGCCAGUGCCUGUGACCCUGUCAGCGGACACUGCCUGAGCUGUCAGCACAACACAGAGGGACCGCAGUGUGAUAAAUGCCGGCCGGGUUUUUUUGGUGAUCCCAGUCGGGGUCGACCAGAUGACUGUAAGCCAUGUCCCUGUCCUUACACAGAGACUUCUCGCAGGUUUUCAGACACUUGCUUCCUGGAUGUGGACAAUCAGGCUACAUGCGACGCUUGUGCACCAGGCUACACGGGACGCCGCUGUGAGAAGUGUGCUUCCGGUUAUGUUGGAAAUCCUCUGCAGCCCAACGGGAAAUGCAUUCCAUACGCGGGAGAUUUGACGCGAUGUGACAACAAAGGAACCAUCAGUUCCAGCAGCAGACCCUGCAACUGCAAGGCCAACGUGGCCGGAGCUUUGUGCGACGAGUGCAAGCCAGGAACCUUCCAUCUUUCUGCUGGAAAUCCAGAAGGCUGUUUGCAGUGUUUCUGCAUGGGAGUGACCAAGGAAUGUGCCAGUUCCACCUGGACCAGAGAUCAGGUACGAGGUGGCGUCAACGGGCAGCUGUUUUCUCUCACCAACGAAGGCAACACUCGCACCAUCACCGAGGGCAUCACCCAGAGAGGUGGCUCUGAGAUCGUCUAUCGCUCGUUCGCCAGCAUCCCCAACGACAUCUACUACUGGGUGCUGCCCGAGAACUUCCGAGGAGACAAGGUGACUGCGUAUGGAGGAGAGCUGCGCUACAAGGUCCGUUACGAGCCUCGUGCCCGCUCGGUGGUGAUCGAAAACAAACCUGAUGUGGUUCUCCAGGGUAACAGCAUCUUACUGGAGCACUACUCGCAGACCAAGACACUGCCCCGAGUCCCUGCCACCUUCAACAUUCCCUUCCGGGAGUCUGCAUGGAGGAGAGCUGAUGGACAGCCGUGCACUAGAGAGCACCUGCUGAUGGCUCUGGCUGACGUCUCCGUCUUCAUGAUCAGAGCCACUUACGCAGACAACAUGGCCGAGAGCAGUGUCGGGGAUAUCCAGAUGGAUAUCGCGGUGCCACAUUCCACCGGGAACGAGAGAGCUCUUGAAGUGGAGGAGUGCGCCUGUCCUCAAGGCUACAGAGGACCGUCCUGCCAGGACUGUGAUGUGGGAUACACACGUACAGGAUCAGGCCUCUACCUUGGCACCUGUGAGAAGUGCGAGUGCCAUGGGCACGCUAGUAGCUGUGACUCAGAGACGGGCGCAUGCUUGCAAUGCCAGCACAACACAGCUGGACCCAGAUGUGAAAGAUGUCGCAUCGGUUUCUAUGGUGAUCCAGUGACUGGUGGUAUACACGCCUGUAGGCCAUGCCCUUGUUUUGGACCCGCCUCUGGAAGCAGCGAGACGAAAUCUUGCUACUUGGACAGAGACGGCCAGCCUACUUGCAACUGUCCUGUCGGUUAUACUGGAAGGCGCUGUGAGAGGUGUUCCCCUGGAUACACCGGCAAUCCCGAACGUGGACAGAGCUGUACUCAGGGAAGCGGUCAAUGCCAAAACUGCGACCAGCGAGGAAGCGAAGGCUGCACUUCAGAUGGGAUCUGCCGCUGCAAGAUGAAAGUGGAGGGUCCUUCAUGUUCCAGCUGCAAGCCUGGCAACUUCCACCUCAGCUCUGCCAGCAAAGAUGGCUGCCUGGCGUGCUUCUGCAUGGGAGUCACUCAGCAGUGCUCCAGCUCAUCCUUGUACAGAGAUUUCAUCACCACCACGUUUGCCCCAGGAAACACCCAAGGCUUCGCUCUUGUGAACCGGCAACGCACCAACCGCAUCACCAACGGCUUUUCGGUGGAGUUGUCCACAGACGGAACGCAGCUUUCAUUCACUAACUUCGACCAUCACAGCCAGGAGCCUCACUUCUGGCAGCUGCCAUCCAGCUACCAGGGAGAUAAGGUUCAAGCCUAUGGAGGAAAGCUCAAGUACACCAUCUCGUACGUGCCUGGGACGAGAGGCGCUCCAAUAGAGGAUGUUGACGUCCAGAUUAUUGGCAAUGACCUCACCCUAGUGGCUCGACAGGACUGGAGAAGGGGGCCGGGGGCGAGAGAAACCCGUCAGUUUCAGUUUAUAUUCAGAGAGGAGUACUGGCAGCGUCCUGAUGGCAUGCCCGCCACUCGGGAACACCUGCUGAUGGUGCUGGCUGACCUGGAUGACAUCCUGAUUCGAGCCUCUUACCACACCGUCUUGCGCUCGUCUAGCAUCUCGGGGGUCAGCAUGGAGAUCGCCGUGCCGCAUUAUACUGGCCUGGAUCGAGCUCUGGAUGUGGAGCAGUGCCAUUGCCCGCCUGGGUAUCAGGGCCUGUCCUGUCAGGACUGCGCUUCAGGCUACACCCGCACAGGAGGUGGACUCUACCUUGGCCACUGUGAGCUGUGUGAAUGUAACGGUCAUUCUGACUCCUGCCACCCAGAGACCGGCACCUGCACGAGCUGCCAGCAUAACACCAUGGGUGACAUGUGUGAGCAGUGUGCUGCUGGAUUCUUUGGAGACGCCAGCGCCGGAACCCCAGAAGACUGUCAGCCCUGUGCCUGUCCCCAUACUGACCCCGAGAACCAAUUCUCGCCCACUUGUGAGAGUCUGGGUAACGGAGACUACCAGUGUACAGCCUGUCAGCCGGGCUACACGGGCCAGUACUGUGAGCGCUGUGCACCUGGAUAUGUUGGAAAUCCACAACAGAGGGUCAAAUGCCGGCCAUACAACGCAGAUGCCUCUCUGUUGGUGAGGGUGUACCCUGAACGGGUGCAGGUAUCUCCGGGCAGCUCGGUCACCCUCAGGUGCCAGGGAUCUGGACCUCCGCCUCUCUAUUUCUACUGGACACGUGAUGACGGCCGUCCCAUCUCUAGCUCAGCCGAGAGACGCAGACAAGGAGAAGAGUUGCAUUUCUCCAGUGUGCAGCCUUCUGAUGCUGGCGUAUACACAUGCACCUGCCGAAACCAGCUCAACACCAACCGCAGCCGAGCUGAGAUCAUCAUAACAGCUUCUCCACCCAAACCUAUCGAGGUGUUCAUUGAGGAGCCGAAAUCCCAGAGUGUGAUCCCAGGAGCUACAGUGAACUUCAUCUGCACAGCCAAGAGCAGACUCCCAGCAUACACGCUUGUGUGGACACGUCAGGGCAGCGGCAAGCUCCCCGACCGCGCUAUGGACUUCAACGGCAUCCUCACCAUCCGGAACGUUCGGCCCGAAGACGCCGGGGUCUACGUGUGCACCGGCUCCAACAUGUUCGCAAUGGAUGAGGGCACCGCCGUCCUUUAUGUCCCAGACGGAACUAAGGCUGCGAUGUUUUACACAGCCUAUGAAAUGUUUGAAGGACAUAGACAGCCUGGCGAAGUAAUGAAGCCCACAGUCACGAUCCACCCAACAGUCCUGACUGUCCAACAGGGCCAACGCGCCGAGUUCCGUUGCACCGCCACUGGCAGCCCAGCACCUUCAGUUGAGUGGACAGGAGGUCCAGGUAACCGUAUGAGCAGCAGAGCCAUCAUCCGAGGUGGAGUUCUCACCUUCCCAUCUGUGCAGCGUUCUGAUGAGGGAGACUACACCUGUAGAGCCGUCAACACACAUGGAGAGCAUACAGCCCGGGCGGCCCUCUACGUCUACAGUUCACCUGCUGGUGAAGUGGUGAAGCCCACAGUCACGAUUCACCCAUCUUCACUCAGAGCCCAAGUGGGCACACGUGUUGAAUUCCACUGCACUGCCACUGGCAACCCUGCUCCUUCCAUUGAAUGGACAGGAGGCCCAGGAAACCGUAUCAGUGGAAACGCCAUCAUCAGAGGCGGAAUUCUCACCUUCCCUUCUGUGCAGCAUUCUGAUGAGGGCGAAUACACCUGCAGGGCCUUCAACACACAUGGAGAACAUGCAGCCCGGACGGUCCUCUACGUCCAUGGUUCAUCUGCUGUCGCGGUGAAGAAGCCUACAGUGACCAUCCAGUCUCCAGUGCUCACCGUCAAACAGGGCCAACGUGCUGAGUUGCGCUGUACUGCCACUGGCAACCCGCCUCCUUCGAUCGAGUGGAUAGGCACCCACAUCAGCAGCAGCGCCAUCAUCCAAGACGGAGUUCUCAUUUUACCUUCUGUGGAGCGUUCUGACGAGGGCGAAUACACUUGCAGAGCGUCCAACACACAGGGAGAACAUACCGGCCGGCUAGUCCUCUAUGUCCAGGGUUCAUCUGCUGGCAUUGUGACGAGGCCCACAGCGACCAUCCGACCAUCUCUGAUUUCCAUCCAGCAAGGCGAACGUGCUGAGUUCCACUGCACCGCCACUGGCAACCCGACUCCUUCAGUCGAGUGGACAGGAGGUCCAGGUAACCAUAUCAACGGCAGCGCCAUCAUCCGGGGUGGAGUUCUCACCUUCCCUUCUGUGCAGCGCUCUGAUGAGGGCGACUACACCUGCAGAGCCGUCAACAUACACGGAGAACAUACGGCCCGGGCGGUCCUCUACGUCCAAAGUGCCAGUCUACCACACGUGCAGGUGAGCCCCCAGCGGGUGGAGAUCCACGAGGGUGAGACUUUACGCCUCUACUGCAGAGCUGGAGGCUCUCCCACCCCAGGUCUGACCUGGAAAAAGAGAGGUGGAACCCUCCCUCCUCAGGCCAUUCCCUCUCACGGUUUCCAUCAGUUUAAGUCCAACAAUCUCGAUGCGUUGCAGAGACGUAUUGACGAGAUGCAGGCUCGAGUGGACCGCACUGACUACGGCACCCUGUUCAUCCCAGACAUGAAGAUCUCAGACGCCGGCACGUAUCUGUGUAUCGGCACGAACGCCAUCGGCUCCUCCGAGGCCGUCAUCGACGUCACCGUGAUAAAAGGUGAGACUGUCCCCUCUGAUGUCACCAUUCAAAGCACAACUGGCACAGUGGUGCAAGGAGAGAUGCUGGAACUGAACUGUGUUGUUCAAGGAAACCCUCCUCCUCCUGUUAUAUGGAGCAGAGCCAAUGGUUUAGGCCUCUCCUCGAACCACCAGGUUAUCGGACCGAAGCUGCGUAUUCUUCAGGCGUCUCCAGACGACUCUGGAGAGUACAUCUGCACGGUUUACGGAGGCCCAAGCACUCGCCACGCGACCAUCUACGUCUCCGUUACCUCCGAGGCAGUCCGUCACCAGAGCCCGAUUAUCUCCAUCGAGCCCCACAGCAUAAUAGUGAAGAAGGGAGAAUCGGCCAGCUUCAAGUGCCGAUUACACACUGACGCUCAGCCUGUCCGCCUGGAGUGGAAACUCUCUACUAAUGAGCCUUUACAUGAUAAUGUGAAAGUCAGUGCAGAUGGUGCAGUGCUCACCAUUUCCAGUGCACAGCCAGCUAACCAGGGAGCAUACCGCUGUGUGGCCAGCAACUUAUACGGAGUCACGCACAGCAUUGCAUCUCUGAUUGUCAGAGAACUCCCCAGAGCCACAGUGACACCCACAGGACCAGUCAGAGUGAACGUUGGUGAACCUAUUAACCUGGAAUGCCAGGCAGCUGGAGAACCACGACCUUCUGUCACCUGGCACAGGCUGGACAACAACCGCAGGACCAUCCUGAGCAGCCCUCUGCCCAUGGAGUCCAACGCUCUCAUGCAGAUUUUGGUUGCACGGCCUGAGGACAGUGGAACUUACAUAUGCACAGCUCAGAACAGCCAGGGGAAAUCAGAGACCCGGGUCGAGGUGAUUGUCGAAGGUGGAAGCAAAGUGCCGACUGCGCCCCGUGCCUCCGUGCGUGACCCCCUGUUGGUCGUAGUGGAGGGGGCAACUACAGUCCUACACUGUGAUGCCCACGGAUUCCCGAAACCCACGAUCACCUGGUCGAAGCUCCGUGCACCUCUUCCCUGGAGACAUAAGAUAGUCAAUAACAGUCUGGUGUUGCCCAGCGUGGGACGUCAGGACUCUGGGCAGUACAUCUGCAAUGCCACUAACAACCUGGGCACCAGUGAAGUCACCGUAAUGGUGGAUGUAGAGACACCGCCGUACACCACUACUCUGCCUGAUGACGUAGCCGUGCGAGUCGGUGAGGUCAUCAGACUGCAGUGUCUGGCACAUGGAACACCACCAAUGCGCUUCGAAUGGACCAAAGUGGACGGCAGGCUGCCCGCUAGGGCUGAGGUGCAGGGAGGGGAUCUACAAAUCAACCUGGCUUCCCCAAGCGAUGCCGGAACUUACAAGUGUGUGGCAAGCAACAAAGUGGGCAGAAGCGAGGCUGUAGCUAAAGUGUCUGUACGAUCGCCGUUGUCGGUGCGUGUCUCACCCCAGGUAGAAGUGAAGGCUCUGGGAAGUGCGGUGGAAUUCACAUGCUCAGCCGCCGGAGGACCCGAGAUCACUCUGGAGUGGCUGAAGGAGGGAGGAACACUUCCUCACAAUCAUCACAUUAAAGAUGGAGUUCUGAGGAUUGAGAACUUGGAAAAGAGCAAUGAGGGAAUGUACAUCUGCAGAGCAACCACACUGUUUGGCCAGGCGCAGGAUACCGCUAAGCUCACUAUUCAAGCGUUACCCAAGGUGAUGAUCAAUGUGCGCACAUCGGUGCAGACGGUCACGGUGGGCACCUCGGUGGAGUUCGAGUGCCAUGCCGAGGGCGACCCCGUUCCAACCGUGCGCUGGAGUAAAGUGGGAGCUCCGCUGCCUGAUCAUGUGCAAGUGAAAGGACCCAUGCUGAGGAUCGAGCGCGUAACUGAGGCCGACGCCGGCCAGUACCGCUGCACCGCAACCAACAACGUCGGCUCUGUUCAGUCUCAAGUGGUCCUUAACAUCCAGUCUUUGCCUCAGAUUGCUGCUCAGCCUGAUACGAAGGAAGUGACCGUUGGCUCGACUGCGAUUUUCCCCUGCAUUGCCACCGGAUAUCCCGUUCCAAACAUCACAUGGUCGAAGCUGGAGAAUGAGCUGCCACCGAAGUGUGUACAGGAUGCCCAUGUGCUCACUGUCCCAGACAUCACCCAUGAGGAUUCUGGCACAUACGUGUGUACGGCAUCAAACAAGCAGGGCAAAGUGCAGGCCUUUACCAAACUCAACGUCCACGAGCGAGUGAUGCCAUAUUUCAGUCAGGAGCCUCUGUCCUACCUCAAGCUUCCCACCAUCAAAAACUCCUAUAAAGCAUUUAAGAUUAAUAUCACCUUCAGACCAGACAACGUGGACGGUCUCAUUUUGUAUUCCGGAAUGAUCCUGUAUAAUGGGCAGAAGAAGACCAUGGGGGCUGAUUUUAUUUCUCUCGGGCUCGUAGGUGGUCGCCCUGAGUUCAGGUUUGAUGUGGGCUCCGGCAUGGCCACUAUCCGCUACCCUACUGCGAUAAAACUCGGCGAGUUCCAUACGGUGCAGCUUUACCGUAACGGCACACAAGGGUCCAUCAUAGUGGACGGUGAAGCUCCUGUCAACGGCACCUCCCAGGGCAAAUUCCAAGGGCUGGAUCUGAACGAGGAGCUGUUUGUAGGCGGCUAUCCAAACUACAGCAUGAUCGCCAAAACGACAGAGCUCAACAGCGGCUUUGUUGGCUGCAUUAAACAGCUAAUUAUCCAAGGGGAUGAAGUUAUUUUCAAGGAUCUGGACAGAAGUUCAACCGGUGUGACUAACUGCCCCACAUGCAAGGAUCACCCCUGUCAGAACGGCGGAGUGUGUAGGGACUCGAGGGCCAGUCUGUAUAAGUGCAGCUGUCCAAGAGGCUUCACCGGGAGCAACUGCCAGCACCUCUCUUCUCAACACUGCCAUCCAGAGGCUUGUGGCCCUGAUGCUACCUGCAUUAACCGACCCAUCGGUGUGGGCUACGACUGCCGCUGCCACCUCGGCAAAUCUGGACACAAAUGCAUGGACGGCACGCUGGUGACGACGCCACUGUUCGACGGUGAUGAGUCGUAUAUUGCGUAUCCUCCUCUUACCAACAUCCAUAAUGACCUGCGCAUCGACGUGGAGUUCAAACCCAUGGACGAAGAUGGCAUGAUGAUCUUUAUCGGCGGGAAGAAGAUGAAGGUGGAGGACUUCGUCACGCUUUCACUCGUGGAAGGACAUGUGGAGUUUCGAUAUGAGCUCGGCACAGGCCAGGCCAUACUGCGCACUCAGGAGCAGGUAUCUGUAGGACAAUGGCACCAUGUGACAGCGGAGCGCUUCAACCAGGAUGGCCUUCUGAAGCUGGAUGAUGGACCUGAGGUCAGGAGAUCAUCUCCUGGGAAGGCCCAGGGCCUCAACAUCUACACACCCAUGUUUCUGGGUGGCGUGCCAACGAAGGACAUCCUACCCAAACCUGCCAACGUCAGUAUGUUCUUUGAUGGCUGCAUCGGAGAGGUGUCUAUCAAUGGGAAGAAAAUCGAUCUGUCCUACACGUUCACAGAGAGCAGGGCCAUCAGUCAGUGUGUUGAUGUUAGCCCAUGUGACCGCAGACCGUGUCAGCACGGUGGCACCUGCAUGCCCACCGCUGAGUACGAGUUCCAGUGCUUAUGCAGGGAUGGCUAUGACGGAGAGCGCUGUGAGGUGGUGAAGGACACCUGUCUCGACUCGUCUCAGUGCCACAACGGAGGCAGCUGUGUGAACGGUCACUGUGUGUGUGCUGCAGGUUACACAGGCAUCUUCUGCAGAGGAAGGCAGGAGGCAAUCGUCCCUGAAGCGCAGUGGGAUUUGGAGGGCAGCGUGGUGAACGAUUCCCCAAUACAAUACGCUGCAUAUUUCCAUGAUGAUAGCUACCUCAGCCUUCCCAAACUCAUGUUCCCACGCAGUGCUCCAGAGUCACCUGAGACCAUCGAGCUGGAGAUAAAGACACUCUCCGCAGAUGGCCUCAUUUUGUGGCAGGGGGUGGAGUCCUCAGCUUCCCCGAACCUGCACAAGUCGCAUGCUCACAGCAAGGCAUCGGCUCUCCGUAAGCAGACACACAAACAAGAAUCAGGAGAGCAAGGAAAGGGCAAGGAUUUUAUAAGUCUUGGCUUGCAGAACGGGCAGCUGGUGUUCAGUUACCAACUGGGCAGCGGCGAGGCAGAAAUCCUCACAAAGGAACGCAUUAACGAUGGACUCUGGCACAAAAUCACUGCAGUCAGGACAGGAAAGCAGGGCUACAUUCAGGUAGAUGACAGGACGGCUCAGCGUGGACAGUCCCCCGGCAGGAGUGUCAUGGUAAACACCAAGGGCAGAAUUUACCUGGGUGGCGCUCCAGACAUGGCCGCUCUCACGGGUGGGAAGUUCUCUUCAGGCAUCACAGGCUGUGUGAGGAACCUGUCUCUGCUUAAUGCCCGGCCGGAAGACCAGCCGUCGCAGCCCAUCGACCUGCAGUUCCACAUGAAAGACGGCAAAAACGUGUUGCCCUGCUCAUCGUAGGCAAAGACGCCACCUAGAGACUGAGAAACCUCUCACACACGUACCGCAGGAGAGACAUGAAUCUCAGACACCUACAGGACUGCAGAUUGCAUUUCACUUGCAUUUUAACCCACACACACACACAUACACUUCAAGUGACUGUUUCACCUCCAUUUUAACCUCCGUACACACUUACAGUACAGAAGAAACGUACAGGGUUCUCUGAUACAGCCAAAGUGUUUUUGCUUUGUGUUUUAACACACACACACACACACACUGAUAUAUUCUCUUGGUGCCUUACUGCUGCCAAAAACCUUUUUUUUUUUUCCCUUUUUUUACUCUGUGCUGCAUAAACCAAAAGAAAGCGAAAGAAAACACUACAUUUUCACCAAGUGUUGUAUAAUGAAGGAUGUUUAACAUGGGAUAUCAGUUUACAUAGUCCUGCAGUAGCUUUUGUUUUUUAGCCAUUUAAAAAAUAGAGAAAGAAAGAGAGAAUAUCUAAGAAACAAAUACCUGACAUGCCUUCACUGAUGGCUCAGAUCCUAUGUGGUCAGAAAUGAUGUUUUUACAGCACUGAAUUUUUAUUUAUAUGCAUAUGAAUAUACGGAUCUAUAUUAAAUAUUUGUGUCGGGAAGGAUGCUAAUUAACCCUAGCCUUUUUAUUUUUUUUCCUUGAGUUGAUUCUAGGUCCUAAUAAUGUGUGUCUGAAGCUUGCGCGCUGAGCUGUGUUUAAUACUUGAAGACUCUGCAUCCUUUUCGUUUCCUCUCUGUUAUCUCUGGCUUAGAAACUUCUAGAACGCAGGGACGGGGUUUCUGUACACUGGGAAGGUCCUAACUCCAAAUACACUCCACAUCUCAGGUGAAGCAAAAGACGAGAGACGCGGCGGACGCUGAAACGGAGCGACUGGUUUAUUUUUUAUUUUUUGGAGAGAGUUUUUUCCCGCAGUUUAUAUUUAAGAGAAACCAUCAACCUUCCAUACAUUAACCUCUGAAUUACUGGUGUAUAUGAAAAACCCAAUGGUGCUAAACACACUGCAAGCACAUACUCUUCUGUCUUCUGCAAUGACUUGCCUCUGUGUUUCUAAUGUAACACGUAUUGUAAGUAGCAAAAACCACAAGUUUGCAAUAAAAGUAUUUUUUGCUUAAUGCCAACCUGGAA
This is a messenger RNA of Hemibagrus wyckioides, 13001 nucleotides long. RefSeq names its product basement membrane-specific heparan sulfate proteoglycan core protein-like. The coding region runs from base 333 to 11864 and encodes 3843 amino acids. Lineage: Eukaryota; Metazoa; Chordata; Actinopteri; Siluriformes; Bagridae. The transcript has 90 exons. The record is from RefSeq and is a predicted model, not a curated record. Gene Ontology annotation, molecular function: calcium ion binding; protein binding.